AUGUAUUGGCAGAGAAGCCCAAGCGCACCAAAGUCAACUGUUAAAAAGAAUAAUUAAUAGAAUUCUUUAAGCAGUAAGGAGGGGCAGAUGCAAUUAACUUAAGAAAUUAGGAAUUAGCAAUAGAGGAAUAAAGAGGAUUAAGAUGGUAAUAAUGAUGAGGAUGAAAUCACAUUUAAAUCAGAUAGAUUGAAGUCGAAAAUAGAUAAUUUAAAAAAUAAGUUAGAUAAAAAAGAAGGUACAAUCGAGUAAUAUCAGAACUAAAUUAAUGAGCUUAAUGAUAUUAUAAAUGAAAUGAAGGAAAAAAACAAUUUUAAAACGCCGAUUAGAAAGAAAAAUAGAUCUGUUUACAAUGCUUAAGGAAAAGAUUAAACAACUAGCAGCAUAAAUCCUUCAAGCACAUUAAAUAAUACUCAAACAAAUAUUUUAGCAAGGAGGAGAGGAUCGUAAUCGAUUGAUUAAAGUUAAAAGAAAACUAUUGAUCCUAAAACAUCAAUUGAUGCGGCUAACAAAAAUGGUUAGCCUGUCAGUUUUCAAGAAGUAGUUAAAUACAAAAAGCGAAUUUUAUCUUUGGAAAUUCAAAAUGAAACUUUAGAGUAAAUUUCUGAAUUGCUUAAGCAUAAAAACGAAACUUUGGAAAAGGAGGUGAAACAUUUAAAACAAAUCAUAAUCGAUCCGGAAAAGAAGCCAGAUGUACUUAGAGAGAUCAAGCUGAGAGAAACUGAGGAUAAAAAAUAUAAUUUAGAGCAAUAAAUGAAGCUAAUGCAUAAGCAAUAUGAGAAUGCAGUUUAAUAGUUGCUCGAAGAGAAGGGAUUAGCUGAUAGGGAAGUAUAAAUUUUAAGAAAGUAGCUUAACUAAAAUCAUGAGCAAUAGCCAACAGAUCACUCUCAGCAGCUUAGUGAUUUAGUUAAAUUGGUUGAUGACAUGAAAUCAUUAAUUUAAAAGAAAAAUGAAUAAAUUGAAAGAUUGUAAUUUAAAAAUGAAAUUCUUGAAAAAAAUUAGAGAUAGUUGCCUGAUGGUAAUAUUAAUGAAGAUGAACCUGAUGAGUACGAUAUGAUUUUAAAUCCUGAAAGAGCUGGUGAAACAUAAAAAGAUUUCAUAAAACCAAUAUUGAAGAAUUCAAAUUAGAAAGUUUAGAAUGACAAAGAAGCAAUUGAGAAAGAAAUUCCUGCAGAUUUAACAAAAGAGGAUUUAAGGAAGAUGCUUGUAGAUUAGAAAUAUAAAAACAAUGAGUUUGAGCAAAUCAUAAUUAAAAAGAAUGAAGAACUUGAGCAAUAAGAAAAAUUAACUCAAUAGAAAAUGAAAAUUAUAAAUGAAGCAUACGAAACGAUAAGGACUUAUUACAAUGAGGUAUUACAAGAUCCGACAUAAAAAGAUGAACUUUUAAAAAACUUAUAGAAAGCAUAACAAAACGAAAAUAAAGACAUUACUUAAUUGUGUUAACUUUUAAGAGAUUUACUGCUGAGGAAAGAGAGUCAAGAGUUGAUUGCUAAAUAGGAAAUUUUAGACUAAGAUAAAAGGAUUUAGUAGCUGAAAGAUGAAAUUAAAUUUUAUGAGUAAAAAAACUAAUAAGAACUAGAUAAAUAAGGGAAGGAUUACAAACAAAACCUAGAAAAACUCUAUCAAUAGGAAGUGACUAUUGAAAAUUUAUAGAGACAAAUUCAAGAAAAAGAUAAUGAGAUCAAAUAGAAAACUAUAGCUUUGGAGCAAUAAAAUAAUGAUCUCAAAUACAAAAUCAAAGAAUAAAUGAGCCAAAUAGAUAAUUUAAGCAGCUUAAAUUUAGACAGUUAUCAACAAAUUAAAUAAGAAAACUACUAAAAUUCUGAAUAAAACAAACAACUUCUGGCUGUUAUUAAUGAAAAAGAAAAAGAAAUUGCUCACUUGAGAUUGAAAUGCUCUAGCCAAGAAGAAGAUCUGAAAAAACUCAGAAAAAGAAACAUCAAUUUAAAAAAUCAAAUAGAAGGAGGUAUGCAACAAAUACCAUUAAAAACACAGAGCUCAAGUGGAUAUGGCAAAGAUCCAGAUUUAUAUACAAAAAAGAAUAUUAGUAGAGAGCAGUCGCCUUAUAUGAGAACUCCAACAUAAUCUAAUGUAGCAGGGAAUUAGUCUUACAGAUUAGAUACAAUUAAUAGCACUGCUCCUAUUGCAGUUAAUUCAAAAUCUUAUGCUAACACUCCUUCUAAUAAAAAUGGAGUUGGAACAAAUAAAAAUCAAAUAUUGCUUUCGAAUCCUUCUAUAUAUUAAGUGAACUCUCCAAAUGUCAAUAUAAACAACGUCCCUCCACUUAAUGCAAACACCAAUCCUUUCUUGAAAAUAAAAUACAUCAGAACGCUAAAAGAAUGGUUCUAGUAUUGGGUCAGUUAUUCAGAUAAUACAACCUUUAAAUUCCAGCUUUUGGAAAGAAUGAGCCACACUGAGAAAUUAAAAGAUGAGUUUUCCAAAUCUCCUGAAAUGAAAAUGAGGGUUUUCAAAGAUGCUCUUGAAAGUCAAAAUUCAGAUAUGUAUGAGCAGGCAAUUUAAAUAAUGGCAGAUAUUAUUGAUUUAAAUAAAUUAACAGAUAAAGAAAUGGAGUAUAUCAACAAUGGUCAUAUAGCUGUAAGAUGCCUCAGAGGUCCUAGACCUGAAGAAGAUUUAAAUGAUUAUCAUAAUGUGCAUAUGGCAGGACUGAAAGUACUUUCUUUUAUGAAUACUUGCAAUUUACCUUGGACUACUCAAAUGACAGAAGAGUUUUAAAAUGUUUAAGCUAUGAAACUUCUUAUUAGUUAUUUAAGAUAAUAUGAAAAAGAAUGGCCAAAGUUGCUGUCUUUCAAUGUUUUAAAUUUUAUGGCAAAGAAUAAAAUUUUAGUUAACCAAAUGAUCCAAAAUGAUUUAUAAUAAAUAUUAAUAAUUAAUUUGGAUGAGAGCAAUCAGGAGCUCCUUGCUUCGAAUUUAAAUUUGUUUGGUUUAUUGCUACAGAUUGAGCCAUUUAAAUAAACAGUGAAAGAAGAUCAAAAAUUAAUGAAGCUUUUAAAUUUGCUUUUCGAGUAAAACAAUAGCGUUCUAUAAGGUACUUUGCUAUGCAUAAGCUAUUUAAUCCCUUAGUAUACCUUUAAUCGCCUCAUUUUUAAGGAAAAUAUAAUUGAAAGAAUAGCUUAAAUUGGUACUAAGUCUCCAUACCCUGCAACAAAAAGCAACGCUUUAACUUUAAUGAAAAGAAUCGUAGAAAAUGGCGAUGAAAGAGACAUUAAUUUGCUGAAUAUUUAUGGUGGUUCUGAUUUGGUUUAUAACUUAGAAUUAGAGGAAGAAGAGAGCUUGAAAGAUAAUAGAUUUGUUAGGGAAAGAAUUAUAAAAACAUUAAAAAUAUAUGAAUAUAUAAUUGAACAUAGUGUUGUUAGGGAUGAAAUGAACUUUAUCAAAAAACUAAUGAAGCUAUUUUCUAAUAGAUAAAUCAAGCAAGAACCUAAAGUUGAGAGAAUAGUUUUAGAAAUAAUUCACUAACUAUGGGAUAAAAUGGAAGGAAAUAUGGUUGAUUAUUUGAUCGAGCCAACUGUUUUAACACAGAUUAUAGAUGGGUAUAUAGAAGGUGAAAGCAUUCAAGAUAUUGCUAAUUAUGGGUUGAUGUUAGUAGGCGUUUGUGAGAGAGAAAAUAUGAACACAUUUAUUUUAGAUAAGAAGGGAGACUAGUUGAUGGAAAAAUUAUUCGCAAAUAUAAAGCACACAGAUUAUAAAAUAGCUUACACUGCCUUGAAAAUUAUAUCAUUUUUAGCUUAGGAAAUCAAAUCACUUUUAUUCAUCAAUGAAAAUCAUUUAGAAUAGUUAGUCACCAUUUUGAAAAGAGAGAAUCUUGAUGAAGAAUAUAUUGCCUUCGGACUAGAUAGUAUUUUUUAUCUUCUUAAAUAGUAUCAAUCGAUGAAGAUGCUAUUAAACUUUGGAAUAGUAGAGCUUUUACUCAACAUCAUAGAAGAAUCUAUUUAUUAAUACCCUGUUAUAUGCAAAGCUUUUUCAUGUAUAGAAAUGAUUCAAACUUUGUAUCAGGAACAAAAUAUUCUUAAAAAGUAUUUGAUCCAAUAAUCUCCUCAUGGCUCAGAAUUGCUAAUUAAUAUAUCUUAGACAUGCUUAAAUAAAGCUUCAAAAGAAAUUGGAUUAAACUCUGCUUUCUUCUGGAAAUUUUUAGCUUCUGAGUCUUCUGAUCACUCUUUUAUUUCUUUUAUUUAUGACAGAGCUGAUGAUUUUAUAGAAUCAAUAGUAAGAGUAAGAAAAGUAUUUGCUUAAAUAACUCCAGAAAUAUCGGCUGAUUGUUUGACAAUACUUCGUAAUUUAAGUACUCGCAGUUCGCACAUGAAAGAAAUAGCAUAGAAAUUCGAUAGAUCAGAUUGA
Molecule: messenger RNA, 4353 nt
Organism: Tetrahymena thermophila SB210
Lineage: Eukaryota; Ciliophora; Oligohymenophorea; Hymenostomatida; Tetrahymenidae
Exons: 18
Source: RefSeq, a predicted model, not a curated record